Molecule: messenger RNA, 1074 nt
Organism: Triticum urartu
Lineage: Eukaryota; Viridiplantae; Streptophyta; Magnoliopsida; Poales; Poaceae
Product: small heat shock protein, chloroplastic-like
Biological process (GO): response to heat
Source: RefSeq, a predicted model, not a curated record
CAAAGUCGCCAUCUCCCACCGAACAAGCGAGCAAGAUAAGCAUUGGCUUCCGAGUUCCAACGAUCUCGUAGACACUCUCUCGUUUCAAUUCUCGACCGACAUUUAAUCUUCCAAAGCUCCGUAUCUGGUGCAAUGGCCGCAGCGAAUGCCCCCUUCGCUCUCAGCCGCCUCUCCCCGACCGCGCGCCUGCCGUUCCGUGCCUGGAGAGCCGCGAGGCCGGCCCCGGUCUGGACCGGGAGAACCCGCCCGCUCUCCGUGGCCUCCGCGGCGCAGGAGAACAGAGACAACUCCGUCGACGUCCAAGUCAGCCAGGCCCAGAACGCUGGAAACCAGCAGGGCAAUGCAGUCCAGCGCCGCCCUCGUCGCGCUGGAUUUGACAUCUCCCCGUUCGGGCUAGUGGACCCGAUGUCGCCGAUGAGGACGAUGCGGCAGAUGCUGGACACGAUGGACCGGCUGUUCGACGACGCCGUGGGGUUCCCCACGGCGCGGCGCUCGCCGGCGGCGGCGAGCGAGACGCCGCGGAUGCCGUGGGACAUUAUGGAGGACGAGAAGGAGGUGAAGAUGCGGUUUGACAUGCCUGGGCUGUCGCGGGAGGAGGUGAGGGUGAUGGUGGAGGACGACGCGCUGGUCAUCCGCGGCGAGCACAAGAAGGAGGCCGGCGAAGGGCAGGGCGAAGGCGGCGACGGGUGGUGGAAGGAGCGCAGCGUGAGCUCCUACGACAUGCGACUGGCUCUGCCGGACGAGUGCGACAAGAGCCAGGUGCGCGCCGAGCUCAAGAACGGCGUGCUGCUCGUGUCCGUGCCCAAGAGGGAGACCGAGCGCAAGGUCAUCGACGUGCAGGUCCAGUGAUGAGUUUGUGCGAGACUCUGUACCCUGCAUCUGAGGCUUUGAGAUUUCAGCUGUCCGAGGCGUGACCGUGCGAGUGCGUGCUCUUUGUAGACGUAGUGUGCCGUUCUUCUCCGACCCUAUCUGCGCGCUCGUUGCGCAGAACAUGUCGUGCUGUACGUAAAUGUACUUGGCAAAUCAUUGGAAUAAGUGUUCGGCUGCUUGAUCAGCUGGAUACAUUUCGAUUAA